Aspergillus clavatus NRRL 1 is the source of this 2415-nucleotide messenger RNA. Its product is annotated as tetratricopeptide repeat protein. NCBI's taxonomy places the organism in Eukaryota, Fungi, Ascomycota, Eurotiomycetes, Eurotiales, Aspergillaceae. The record is from RefSeq and is a predicted model, not a curated record. Gene Ontology annotation, molecular function: protein binding. Bases 1 to 2415 code for a protein of 804 amino acids. The transcript is spliced from 4 exons.
AUGAGCUUUAAUGCUUCCAAAUUUCAGAAAGCGAGCUAUGUCAGCGAAGAACACUCGCUCGCCCAGAAAGCCAGAAAGUUGAGGGAUUCAUGGUCACUUAGAAGAAAUAGCGGUAGCGAUUCUACGGGUUCUCGAGGGAAACUUGUUCAAGGCGUUCAAGCCACGGAGGCUCCAGUUUCGCGAAGACAGUCCUUCCUUCAGAGGAUAUUUGGCCGCGCUAGUUCGAAAGGUCUGUCUCGCACAACGUCUUCGUCUAAUCGCGGAAGAAGAUUAAUCAAGCGGGUAAAUACCGUGAGGUUCUCUUUCACCCAAAAGGGUUCGAAGAACGAGAGUGGAAGCAGCCAAGAUAGCGAAGGGAGCUUGAACUGCAAAGAGAUCAUCAAACCAGUGCAACAGAAGAGGGAGGCAAGCCACGGGACUGUGUCCGAAGCCGAGUAUAUGUCCUUGCUACGAGGAAGCCAGAAUAUGUUUGUCCAUGUUCAGCAUCUUUCCGGGGGAGCGGUGGUUCACGAUGCUUCUGGACGUCAACGACUUCUUCAGAUGGACGAAGUCGCACGAGUUUUCCUACAGCUGAAGAAUGAGCUUUCCGCUGCUACGACCUACUCCAAAGCCCUAAUGGCACGCUUUGGCGCAGAGACAGCCUCCAAGCAGGGGAAUUCGAACGCGGCAGUUGUGGAGUAUCAUGAAGCACUGCGGAUCCUGGAGAGCGCCCCGGCACUUGAUAGUGAUAGAUUAUCUAGGGCAUCCAUCCUGCACUCAAUGGGCCAGUCAUACCAUGACCUAGAUAUGCCUACAGAGUCAGGGUCAUGUUAUUUAGAGGCUCUCGGUCUCUACAAACGCUCUCUGGGACGUGACCAUCCCACUAAUUUUACGGUUCUACACGAUCUGGGUGCGCUCUUCGAAAAAGACGGAUACGCCACCGAAGCAGCUGCAUUGUACGAGCGAUCGUUCGCAGGGAGGUUGAAGACGCUUGGUCAGCAUGCCCCCGAGACAUUGAGUAGCAUGCAAGAUCUUGCGUCUCUCAAAGUCUCACUGGGCGAUAUGGAAUCCGCACUUCUCCUGUUGGAGAGGGCUGUCCCUGCUCUUGAUACGGUGUUCGGGCUACAGAACGAGACCACACUGAAUGCAAUGAACAAACUAUCCCUGUUGUAUCAGAAACUCGGCUUGGACGAGCAGUCUCGUCUGAUAUGCGGCAGGAUUAUUCCACACUGCAGGACCACCUUCGGCCUCACGAAUCCUGUAACGAGAGACGCAGUUCUGCGGUAUAUCCAAAGCUCUGAGAAUUUUGACUUCCCGCCUGAGAUUACAGAUGUACUUGAUCAAUACCAGAAUUCUCGGGACCCAGAGGCCCUUCGUGUCGUCCAUCGACUGGGGAGGUCGUUCAUGGAUGCAGGACUUAACCGCGAUGCCGCUGCACUAUUCGAGACUCUAUUCGAAGAUCUCCUAGUCGUCAAAGGCCCAGAAGCCCCCGAGACGUUUGACGCUCUGAGUGCGCUCUGCGUGUCGCGCGAACACCUCGACUUCGUGGACAAGGCAAUUCUUGCGUAUCAACAACUCGUGCAGAUGGCAUAUUCAACGCCAGACGACCAUCAUUCGCGCAAAAGGAUCGGCUAUGCACAGAAGAGAAUUGGCGAACUCAACCAGCGACGAGAGGUUCUGGCUACAGAGAGGAAAGACUGGGGGUUGCAUGAAUCUGGAAAGUGCGAGCACUGCAGAUGCUCCACCAAAAUCCUAUGCAACACAUGCAAGAUAUCCCACUUCUGCAGCGAACUCUGCCACAAAUCCAGCCUCCAAACCCACCGCCCACACUGCAUCCCCUCCGUCUCCCUCCGUGAGUCCAAAUCCCUCGCAGUCAAGCCGCGCUGCCCGGCCUCCGUCCAAGACCAAGCCCUCUCAAAGCUCUACCAGCUCAACAGAACGAGAUCCACCGGCAUCACCGCCAGCUACACCUUCUCCUUCGAUCCCCGGAACUUCACCACGUUCCGCAUGAAGCUCAGCUCCACCACCAACACCCUCAUCAUCUUCUCGCUCGACUCGGACAUCCAAUUCGCCACGCUCGACUGCAGCUCAUCAUCCACCCGCUCCUCCGCUAGCACCAGCGGCUCCUCGACCCCGGAAAGCGAGCAUCGGGAUCUUGUCCAAUGGCUCACCCCGCAGCGACAGGAGACCAUCUGCUACGCCCCCUCCGAAGCGUUCGGGUCUCAGGGAAAAUACCUCCUCGUGACCCCCGGCAAGGGUAUGCUCAAGUCAACCGUCGAUCAGCGAGUCAAGGUGCGCGGCGCCAAUGGUGAAAAGGAGCAUUUCCGCUCCCUGGCGCUCCCGGACAAUGAACUCAUCGAGUAUGCGCAGGGAUUACUUCUGAGUGGAUAUCUAGAGGAAGCAUUCAUGUAUGUGUUCGAGUGGGACUGGAGGUAG